This is a messenger RNA of Spinacia oleracea (spinach), 1949 nucleotides long. Its product is annotated as probable auxin efflux carrier component 1b. The coding region runs from base 40 to 1800 and encodes 586 amino acids. The record is from RefSeq and is a predicted model, not a curated record. NCBI's taxonomy places the organism in Eukaryota, Viridiplantae, Streptophyta, Magnoliopsida, Caryophyllales, Amaranthaceae. Gene Ontology annotation, cellular component: plasma membrane; endoplasmic reticulum. Gene Ontology annotation, molecular function: auxin efflux transmembrane transporter activity. Gene Ontology annotation, biological process: auxin polar transport; auxin export across the plasma membrane. The transcript is spliced from 6 exons.
UACAUUUCUCCUUAUCCAAAAAAGUUGUUUUAGUUAAAGAUGAUAUCCUUGAAAGAUUUGUAUAAUGUGCUAGUACAAGUAGUGCCUCUCUAUGUAGCAAUGAUUGUUGCAUAUGGUUCAAUAAAAUGGUGGAAAAUAUUUUCACCAGAUCAAUGUUCAGGGAUCAAUAGAUUUGUUGCUCUUUUUGCAGUCCCACUUCUUUCUUUCCAUUUCAUCUCAAACAACAACCCUUAUACUAUGAACUACCGCUUCAUUGCAGCAGAUACUCUCCAAAAACUCGUCGUCUUAUUCGGCCUCUUCCUCUGGUCGUCUGUAGGUGGUUAUGGCCGUGGCUUUGGCGGCUCGCUCGAGUUGUCUAUAACCUUAUUUUCUCUUUCAACCCUUCCAAACACUCUUGUUAUGGGGAUCCCUUUAUUAAAAGGAAUGUAUGGAGAUUCUUCAGCAAGUUUAAUGGUGCAGAUUGUUGUGUUACAAUGCAUUAUUUGGUACACCCUAUUGUUGUGUUUAUUCGAAUUUAGGGGUGCUAGAGUACUAAUCUUAGAAAACUUUCCUAAGAAUUCUGAUUUAAUUACAUCAUUUAAGGUGGAUUCUGAUGUAGUAUCACUAGAUGGGAGAGAAGUUUUGGAGACUGAAGCUCAAGUUGGAGAAGAUGGGAAACUUCAUGUAAAAGUUCGAAAAUCAACGAGUUCAAGAUCAGAUGUUUUCUCUGAUCAAACUCCUAGACCUUCUAAUUUGACUAAUGUAGAGAUUUAUUCAGUUAAUUCUUCUAAGAGAGUGUCUAGUUUUAAUGAGUGUGAUACUUUUUACUCUUUUGUGAAUGGUAGUAGAAAAGGUGGUAGUUUUAGGGCUUCAAGUUUUAGGAAUUUGCAUGGGUUUGAUGAGGAGAAAGCUAGUGGUGCAUGUGGUGUUGGUAGGGUUCCUUCAUUUGGGUCAAGUAGGUUUAGUGGUGUCCAAGGUGGUGGUUACCCGAACCCGACAACGGCCGGGAUUUUCAUGCUGGCCGAAGAGCCUACGCCGGUUACGAUGAUGAUGAAUGAUAAGGGUGAUAAUAGUGGUGGAAAAAGUUUGCAUGCGUUUAGAGGAAGUGUUGAGUAUGAUCAUGAACAUGGAGGGAAUGCUAACCCUAAAGAUUAUGAAGAUUAUGGAAAGGACGGACUCGAUCUUGGAAACAAACCCGGUAAAAACGGGCCAGAAGUCGAAGGCCCAAUGUUGUCAAAACUAUGUUCAAUAUCAACCGCCAAGGUCCAACCCAAUAUUAGUGAUCAGCCUGAAUCCAAGCCCACAGCUAUGCCCCCAGCUACUGUAAUGACAAAGUUGAUUUUGGUCAUGGUUUCGAGGAAACUCAUAAGGAAUCCUAACACUUACUCUAGUCUUAUUGGCCUUGUUUGGUCCUUAAUCUCAUUCAGGUGGCAUGUUGAAAUGCCUGUAAUUGUGGCGAAUUCGAUCAAAAUUCUUUCUAAUACAGGGCUUGGGAUGGCUAUGUUUAGUCUUGGUUUGUUCAUGGCAUUGCAGCCAAGGAUAAUUGCUAGUGGGAAUGCAAUGGCUGCCUAUGCGGCAGCCGUAAGGUUCAUCGUAGGCCCUGCUAUCAUGGCAGCCGCUUCAGCUGCUGUUGGGUUGAGAGGGGUCCUGUUAAAAGUCGCUAUUGUACAGGCUACUCUACCACAGGGAAUUGUCCCCUUUGUCUUUGCAAAAGAAUACAAUGUUCAUCCUGAAAUUCUUAGUACAGCGGUUAUAUUCGGAAUGUUGAUAGCAUUACCAAUUACACUGGUUUAUUACAUCUUGCUGGGCCUAAUAAAAUGAGGGAACUAGCAGUCACGCAGCAAGAAAAGCUAGCAAAGAUAUGACCUAAAAAGCCAAUGGAAUACGUAGGAAUGCUUUAUUAGUACUUAGAUCUUUACCCCUUUUUUGCCUUUUGGAUGGUUUAAUAAGAUCACUCUUAGUUCUGAAUA